AUGUCUAGUGUUAUCGAACGCGUCCGCGCAAGAGAGGCCAUCAGCCCCACUGAGGUCAAGGAUUCUUUCGACGAGAGACCACCUGUUCGCCCGAGCUUCAUGCUAGGUGAAUGGCAAGGCCUUGCUGUCCUGACGGGCAACAAGCUCGUGGAGGUCCUUCACAGUGUCAAAUGGGCUGGGAAGAAUUUCUAUGGAGUCGACCAGGUUGAGCCCAUGGUGUGCCUUGACGACAAUGGCUGUCGCUUUUGUAACCCCAAUUGGGGUGGUGCGCGGAUUCGCGAAAUUAAAUAUAACGACACUGUGUCCGCUGCAAUGGUCUAUAAUCAACGACCUGUUAUUGACCAUUUUCGCUAUGUUGAUGAGAAUACAGUCAUUGGGGUGAUGGAAAGCCUUGAUCAUGACAAAUCUAGCCAGGACGAAGACCGUUUGUAUUUUACCCUGGAACGGAUCAAGUGA
This is a messenger RNA of Aspergillus welwitschiae, 456 nucleotides long. Its product is annotated as DUF4334 domain-containing protein. Bases 1 to 456 code for a protein of 151 amino acids. The record is from RefSeq and is a predicted model, not a curated record. Lineage: Eukaryota; Fungi; Ascomycota; Eurotiomycetes; Eurotiales; Aspergillaceae. The transcript is spliced from 3 exons.